CUACACUUGAUGCAUGUCUGGUCGCAAUUUCUUAAUUUAAGUGAUAAAACUAUUGUAAUUUCAUGCAUUCAUACAUAUCACGAACGAAUAUAGAAAAAGUGCAAGAAAAUAUCUAGUAAGUUGCUCUAAAAAGAAAAAUAUUUGAUAUGGAAAAUUUCACAUUUAUUUAAUACCAGCUGUUCAUGUAGUAAUAACUGUUGACUCUACAAUGAGAUAAUGACAAUUGACACAACAGUGGGACAAUAACUGUUAAAACAACAGUGAAUAACGACUAGCUGUUGACUAAUAAAAAAACAAGUAUGGGUGCAGGUCGGUAUGUAUGAAGAAACUGUGCAAUAUCGACAACACUUUAUUAAAACUAGGAUGGCAGCAAACUGAACGAACAUUAUUUGAGCGGAAUUUAAUUGGGAUAAACAAGGAUAAACGAAGAAAAUUUCAAUGAUCGCCCAAAUCGGAUGAAAAUGUAACAUUUCUCCGAAAAUUUAUUCAGCCUGAGGUAAUCCCUCAUCAUGUAGCGAAUACUAAUAAACUUAUUUGAAAUUUUUAAAUUUAAGGUUCCCAUAAUGGACUGAAGCAAAGUUGGGUUCCCGUUGCUUUACAUUUGACGCUGGAUCUUAUAAAACUGAAUACAAACUUAUACGCGCAUUGAAACAUAUGGAAGAGAAUGAAGAUCGUUGACAAAAUGGAUAUCGUUGGAACAAUUUCAAAGUGACUGCGAAAGCGAUUGUGAAGGAAAAACUGCUGAGUGGACAAUUAAUGGACAUCAGAGGGCUGGACUAGUCAAGCCCCUCAUCAGAAGCAAUUUCUAAAUGCAACGGAACGGAACUUUUGUGUGGACUGGACAGCGGAGACCAGCUUGGAAUGAUGAGGCGAUGCUGCUGUCGUCCUAAACAUGAACCGAUGGCAGAAAGCAGUCAGGAAACUUCAGCUCGUCAAGUGGGACGAACUCAUGCUCCGCCCUGCUCGCUACGAGAUCUGCUUCGAUGCUCCCGGCGACGUGUAUUUUGCAGAAGAAAUGGUCACGGGACACGUGCUGCUCGAGAUGAAACAGCCUGUCAACCUCAAGGGGGUGAAACUGCGUUUCAAAGGUGAAUGUUUGGUCCAUUUUACGGAAAGUCCAUUGAUUCUAACUUCGGAGCGUCCGAGGAAGAGCAGUACAUACAAGAAGAGGUGGAGUAAAGGUGCAAGCAAAGGACCAAGUUUAGAAGACGACGACAUAGCAAGUGACCACAAACUAAUGAGGCAGCUACGAACAAGGAAACCGAAUGGGGUCUCACCAUUGUUGACUUCUCCAUACCGCGGAUCCACGCAUGAAAAAAUCAAACUUCAAGCUUGCGGGGUCAUGAAUGGCAAAAUAAACAAGGGCUACGUUCCUGACAGUGCCGAGACAACCUCUACGGAAACUGAUUGGACCAGAGACCGACGUAACGGGGGUACGGUACAGACACCUCCUGACAAGUCACCUCCCCACCACCAGACGAAACUUCGAGAGGGACCAUCUCCUCAGAACAGCGAGAGCCAUGAUCCUCACAACGAGUUUUCGCCCCGCCACCGGACGAAUCUUCGAAAGGAGCCCUCUCCUCCCAGUACCGAGGAUCCUCAUAGAGAGCCUUCACAGAGUAACACAGACGAUCCUCACGAAGAGGCAAUUUCACCAAUCGAGGAAAACGUCCACGAUGAGUCUUCCCAACGUGAAGGUGUUAAACUCAUCCCAUCAGAAAACUCAGAACCUACGAGCAUUGCUUUCAGUUUUCGGAGCGCUAGUACGAUGGAAAGAAGAAAACGAUUCACCAAAGUUCCAAUAAAAAGUGCAGUUUAUUCUGCGAAGAAUCUAGAGGGUAAGGAAGAAUGCAAUUCAAGAAAACGUUUGAGCAGUCGAAGAAGAGAGACAAGAGGAGAGGGUACUGAAGGCAGUCAAGAAGCUGUUCAUAAGUCAGAUGAUGUAAAUAAACAAAUAGACAAUCAUGCAGUAGAAAAUAACGAAGGAAGUAAAAUAGUAGUUGGUUCUGGUGGCUUUUCCAGAACUGCGAAGUCCUUGAGUACUUCUAGCACUCCAUCCGAAAAGUCCCAAGCAUCCCUGAGACAAAGCAAUGAGGCUUCCUCUUUGGAAUCAGAUCUUGAGCCGGACGAUUCCAAACCGGUUUUCACGAUCGACAGAGUAAUUUCCUACGGUCAGAAUUUCGUUAAACCUUACUUAGCUCCCGGACGCAAUGUAAAGAAAGACUCAACUUUCAGCAGUAAAAAAAGCAACAGAAGAAAAGGGGAGUUCGGACGCCCGAAGUCGAGUUGCAGCGUCGUGAGAGAGAACACGUUGCGGGGACCUACGUAUCACUACAGAGCCAUUGAAACAUAUUUCGACUGUGAAUUUUAUAUUUACGGACACAAAUAUCAAAAGGCUGAAAAUGAGAUGCUGGCGCCUGGAGUUUACCAAUUUCCUUUUGCCUUCAACCUACCGCCCAACUUGCCUCCCAGUUUCGCCAGCGAAAAAGGAGUCAUACGGUACGUCGUGGCAGCCAUCUUAGACCGACCUGCAGCAGCCAAUUUAGUCAGAAGGAAGGCGUUCAAUAUAUUAUCAAUACUCGACCUCAACAUGGACUCUCAUGCAUCUAGUAGCAUAAGUCGCAGCAAAAUCGUAAAUCCCUGUGGGUUGUUUUGCCACUCCGGACCCAUAACGUUAUCAGUGCGUAUCCCCAAAAGUGGUUACGUGUCAGGCGAGAAGAUCCUGGUCAGUGCCGAGGCCGACAACAUAUCGGGUCGCAGCACCAAACGCACCAGGCUCAUGCUACUGCAGGUUAUCACGUACAUCAUGCCUAACAAGAUCAAGACUCACGUUGAACGACGCAUCGUUAAGGAGAUCGUUAGGGGAAUGAUACCCCCGGGGGAGAGCGAUAUCUGGGAAAAGGUUGCCCUUCACGUGCCUCCUCUCGCACCCGCCAACCUCCACAUCAGUGGACGGCUCAUGAGAGUGGACUACUGCGUUGAGAUGGUGCUGGAGCUGCACCAACCCUGGAAGCCACUGAGGGUGAGCUUGCCAAUCAAGCUGGGGUCUGUGCCGCUCACGGCGAACUUCGCAGACUUCUUACCUCCGCCACCGGCCGCUAAGCAGCCUUCGCUUCCUAAGAUAACCUACAAAAACUUACCUUUGUUCUCGUACGCGGAGUGCUUCUUCGGGCGCGAGUCUUUGGAGGGUCAAUACGAGCGCCUGACCGGCGAAGUCGAAGACCUCGGCCCCCAGUUCGAGUCUGUGCAUCCAUUCGCUCCGUCAUUUGUGACGUAUAAAUUUGGAUCCAUGGCCAACUCCAACACCAAAUCUGAAGAACAUUAUGAACUAAGACCCAACGAACGAGUUUCAGGAAACGGAUUGAGAAGCAUGGGUUCGAAAGAAUCCCAAGCUUCUAAUGACAGCGAGAUGUCCGUCCAGCUAGACUCGAAAAAAGAAAUGGAGAUGAGCGCCAUCAUGAUGAUGAAUUCUCAGAGCAUGAAAAGCAGGACUGAGUGGCUCAAUAACCGACAGGCUGGGGGGAUGGAAAACAAGACCCACAAUCUCAAUCACGGGAAAACUCACGAUCCGUUGGACAAUGCGACACGUGAAGAAGAACCAGCCAUCCUGGACGACUAUGAUUUCGAUAAAGAUGAAUCACGUGAUGAAGAGUCUGAUCCAAGCUCCACAAUGCCUAAACAACGCUGGAAUAUAGUUACUUCUACUAAAUUCGCGGCAAUGAAAAUCAUUAGCAAUGGUAAAUUUGAUUCCCCACAAGACUUCAUCACCGAUGAUGCCAGCCUUGCAACGCCGUGAUCGAGUGUCACCAUGCUGAGACGUCAACUUAAUUAGAGCUGGAAUACGGACAAGCAUUUAUGUAUGGUCUCUUAUAGACGAACUUGUAUUGCUCUUCAAUUGCAAGAUUUCUCAAGUAAUUGACAUUCUAAAUGUUUCUUGAUAACUGCUUAAAGAAUUUAUCUUUGUACGGAAGAAUUUUUCAUCGAUCUUGUAUAGACUGCAUCGAAUUAAGAAGAUAAAUACGUUUAUUUCCUUCUCUAAAUAUCGAUUAAUUUAGAGCAAGCUGUUUAUACUAUACAAAAAUUUGAAGUUAUGAAAAAAUAAGAGUUGUAGUUUUAAGUUUUAUCGUGAUUUCCAUUAAAAAAACGAUGUGCACAUGAGGUGGAAAUUAACAUUUGUCAGAAUUCGCUUAAUUUGAUGCCUCUGUGAGCGUCCUGAGAGCAUUGCUAUCGCCAGGGUUUUUAAUUCAUAAUCGAUUUCAGUCUAAUACAAAAUGGUCGAACUUUCUUUGAGAAUUUGGGUCAAUUGGUGUGUAUGAUAAACAUACCUAUCAUAAGUGCAAAUGUUCCUACAAAGUUAGCCCGGAAAUGAGACAACUGCCAUCUUCCUCCGCGCCUGUACUUUUUAGCGCGCGUGUACAGACUGGAUUCGGCAGAUUUAAGAUCUCUUAGUAAGGAACAAUAAGGCUACCGUACACGGGGCAAGUUUUAACCGCUAGUAGACCUGGGCCCAUACUUUCAAAAAAUGUUAAGAGAUCGUAAGUCCA
Messenger RNA from Hyalella azteca, 4544 nucleotides. RefSeq lists its product as uncharacterized. The record is from RefSeq and is a predicted model, not a curated record. The transcript has 9 exons. Lineage: Eukaryota; Metazoa; Arthropoda; Malacostraca; Amphipoda; Hyalellidae. Gene Ontology annotation, cellular component: cytoplasm. Gene Ontology annotation, biological process: protein transport. The coding region runs from base 893 to 3796 and encodes 967 amino acids.